GUCAGUUCAUGACGCUGCGUCUCUUUGUUGGCUCAGCAGCAGCGACGCUUGUGUUGUUAUUUUCUCUGCAUCUGAAAAUCUGAAGUACUGGCUACUCAGCGAAACACUUUUCCUGUUUUGUUUUAUUUCGUUACUUCACUGUAUCGGGCUUUAAUCUACCACAACUAACAACAAUAACUCGGCUUGUCAUAAUCCGAAGUUAACCUAGUAAUGGACUCGGACGAGGGUUAUAACUAUGAAUAUGACGACGACGAGGAAUGUAGCGAGGAUAGCGUUGAAGAGGAGACUGAAGACGACAACCUGGAACUUGGGGAUGUGGAGCUGGUCGAUCCAGUGGUGGCCGGUGGUGAGCGAGAUGAAUGUGGAGAAACUGGGGGAAGCGGCCUCGGGCCUGGUCAAGAUGAGGAGGACUACCGAUUCGAAGUGCUCACUGCCGAACAGAUUCUCCAACAUAUGGUGGAGUGUAUCAGGGAGGUCAACGAGGUCAUACAGAAUCCAGCAACAAUAACUAGGAUACUUCUCAGUCACUUCAACUGGGACAAAGAGAAGCUGAUGGAAAGGUACUUUGAUGGUAACCUGGACAAGCUGUUCUCCGAGUGCCAUGUGAUCAACCCCAGUAAGAAGUCCCGGGCGCGUCUGGUGAACACGCGCUCUUCCGCACAGGACAUGCCAUGCCAGAUCUGCUAUCUCAACUACCCCAACUCGUACUUCACAGGCCUGGAGUGCGGUCACAAAUUCUGUAUGCAGUGUUGGGGCGACUACUUAACCACCAAAAUCAUAGAGGAGGGAAUGGGACAGACUAUUUCCUGUCCAGCACAUAGCUGCGAUAUCCUUGUGGAUGACAACACCGUCAUGAGGCUGAUCACAGACUCAAAAGUGAAGUUGAAGUACCAGCAUUUAAUUACUAAUAGCUUUGUAGAGUGCAAUCGACUGUUAAAGUGGUGCCCUGCGCCCGACUGCCACCACGUGGUCAAAGUCCAGUACCCUGACGCCAAGCCUGUCAGGUGCAAGUGUGGCCGACAGUUCUGCUUCAACUGUGGAGAGAACUGGCAUGACCCCGUCAAGUGUAAGUGGCUGAGGAAAUGGAUCAAAAAGUGUGACGACGACAGCGAAACAUCAAACUGGAUUGCUGCAAAUACCAAGGAAUGUCCCAAGUGUCACGUCACCAUAGAGAAGGACGGCGGCUGCAACCACAUGGUUUGCCGGAACCAGAACUGCAAAGCUGAGUUCUGCUGGGUCUGCCUCGGGCCCUGGGAGCCCCAUGGCUCUGCAUGGUACAACUGCAACCGUUACAACGAGGAUGAUGCCAAGGCAGCACGAGACGCUCAGGAGGUACGUUCUCGGGCAGCGUUGCAGAGGUACCUGUUCUACUGCAACCGCUACAUGAACCACAUGCAGAGCCUGCGCUUCGAGCACAAGCUCUACGCGCAGGUCAAGCAGAAGAUGGAGGAGAUGCAGCAGCACAACAUGUCCUGGAUCGAGGUGCAGUUCCUCAAGAAGGCCGUGGACGUGCUGUGCCAGUGCCGCUCCACGCUCAUGUUCACCUACGUCUUCGCCUUCUACCUCAAGAAGAACAACCAGUCCAUCAUCUUCGAGAAUAACCAGGCAGACCUGGAGAAUGCCACAGAAGUACUGUCUGGAUACCUGGAGCGAGACAUUUCCCAGGAUUCCCUGCAGGACAUCAAGCAGAAAGUCCAGGACAAGUACAGAUACUGUGAGAGCAGACGGAGAGUGCUGCUGCAGCACGUGCACGAGGGCUAUGAGAAGGACCUGUGGGAGUACAUAGAGGAUUGAGCCUGGCUUAAUCUCCCGACACACACACUCACUCGACACACACACACACACACUCACACACUCACACACACACACACACACACACACUCACACACAUUCACACACUGUCGACACACUUAAAUACACACACCGAGACAUGCACGGACUCUUAAGAUUAGCUUCUUCAUGGACAGGAGUGCUGAUGCAGGAACAGCAGAGCAGCAAAGGGGGGCAGCACUGAGCUCCCCUUCGCUACACACACACACAUAAACACACACACACUCUCUUACAGAACAUGUGCGCACACAUCCCUUCAUCCAGCCAGCACAAGUCCCACUCUACAUCCCUGGAGAUAUUUUUUUUUCUUUUUUUUUUCUUAAUUCUUUUCAUUAUUAUUUGUUUGUUCGUUUGUUUGUUUAUUUUUUAAACUCAAAAGUAAAUUAUAUUUAAAUAAAGAGUUAGACGAUUAAAAAAAAAAGGAGGAACAUGCUAAAAAACCAUCACGUGUACGACAGUAUUGUUAGCUGCCUAGCGGACUGGCUGAAGGCCCUGUCCCUCCCUGGGUUUGUGUUGUCGCCCCCCCAACCCCCACCCCCCCGACACCCGACUAAACCCACAGACACACAGAUACACAGAUAUCUGUUUUGUCUGUCUCCUUCGCUUCUGUCACUGUUCCAUCUUGGACUCUUUCUCUUGUUUUUAUUUUUUACAUAUAUCUAGCAGUCCCCGUAAGUGGGACAUGGGUUUUUGGUUUGGAGCGUUUUCACAGCUUUAAGAGUCCUCCUCCAUGCUUGCUGUGGGUGGGGCCAUGCAGCCAUGUCUGGGUUUGUGAAUGUUGAUUGGCUAAUUGUAAUGAGAUGUUUUAGGUAAGAAAACAUAACAAACUAAAAAAAAAAAUCUCAAAACAUAAAGAGCAAAUCAGUAUUUUUCGAUUUGUAAAUAAUGCAUAUAUGCAUGGACUUACGAGAGCUAGAGUGGCACGUGUUUGCAUAAUUUGUAAAGUCAUGGGGGAUACAAUAUUUAUUCUUUACAGAUACUCAAAAAAAAAAAUUAACAUCAACAAAAGGACGAUAUGCUGUAUUUCCUGUGUAGAAUGAGUGUCUGUCUCUUCUGCAUCUCUCACACAUGGCAGUGGAGACUGGGACUAAGACUUUUUCCCAACGCAGACUGGUGCGCUUGUGGUUCGACCCAUUCCAAACCACCCCACAUCAGUGCAAAAACACCCCUCAGCGAAAGCGGUGCUUCUCAAAGCAGCAGUGUCAUCUAUGCCAAACGAUCUCUGCCAAAGCGCAGGCAGGCUUGUUGAGCACGCUGCAAAGGUGGGAGAAAAACUGAUGAUGAUGCUCGUGCUCUGUUACUUGGAUACUACGCUGGUGUUGAGGUGCAAAGACUGCGCUGGGCUAAGAGGACUGGGGGGGUGUGGCCAGGAACUUUGAGUCUCCCUCUCCUUUCUCUCUCUCAUUCUCUGACUCUCUCUCUCUCUCGGACCCCUGGAUUGAUUUAGAAAUGUAGCGUUAUGAUUUUUUUGAAAGCGUGACACUACUCAUUUCUGAGAGCCCGAUUUGAGUGACAUUCACUCAUGUAACCUCUUUUCCUUUCUGUUGAAAUAGCAUUCUUCAUCAACAACGUGUGAUUCGCUUGGCUUGGCUUGGCUUGAUGCUCCACAAAGAGAGAACCAUGCUUCUCCUGAACAGGUUUAAAGGGAGCUGAUGACAUCCACAACCGUGCUGAAAACUGCAGGCUAGACUAGGCGAAGCGGUCGCAUAUCAGCUGAGCGUUUACCAUUGUAGCAUUAUUUUUCAGACUUUUCUUUUGCAGUGUGCUUUUAAGUCUUUCCAGAGUCUCAGAGUCUGGAUGUCUAGUCCUGGUGCAGGGGUCUGUGUGUGUCUGUGUGUGUGGGUGGAGGUCUUAAGAGCACAAUGCUGCUGACUGGAACAGACCCUUGGCUUUGUCUGUUACCACUGAUGGCACACUGUCUAACCGUGGCACUGAUCUCCGGCUCACUAAAGCAAAAGCAGAACCUCUCGUCGGGUGGGAUUUGUACAGCCUCCAUGGUUUACUGUGAGCCAUAAACACCUGACGGGAAGCAUGUUCUGACUCCAGUAGCCUACUAGGAGGGAUCUUAUGCUUGUCUAAUCACUCACGCUUGCAACCUGGCUUCCGCUCCCAACGUGCAUCAUGAUGUGUAAACCAUUAUGGUAUUGAGGACAGGUAAAGUGGAACUGUAACUAUUGUUGUGUACAUUCUGCUAUGCUGUGAAAUUAUGUCCCUGGAGUGCACUUCAAGGAUGCAAGGACAAGCAAAGAGUCUGAUUUCUGUGCUCUAUGAUCUAGUUAAACAUACGUGUUUAAGUCCUGCACACGAGUGUCUGACAGAUGUCCCGUUGUUGACGUCAGCCGCCCAUACUACCGUACUUUCAAAUUCCAGCAGCUUUGCAAAGCAACUUUAAACAUCAAAACCUAAUGCAUCCAAGACUGACACAUUAAUGUCUUGUUAUCAAUUAAAACAAAUGUCAAAUAGUCUGUUUAGGGGAAGGGGGUAAGUGUGGACAAUUAGAGUAGGCUGUGUUUUGUAUACUAUGAUGUUAAACAUUAAGGCAAAGUGGAAUCCCAUGGCUCUGAUCUCAAGGUGGUCUUCCAGAUGUUUGUGUGGGGUGAGAUAUUAAGGACUCAUCUAUUAUUUAGAUGAACUACAACAGCUGGAACUUCGAUCUAAAAUGAAAUAAUUAUUAAAAAUGAUAAUAUUUUACUCGAAUUGCAUCAGUGUGACCUUGGUGAUGCAUUUUCAUGUUUGGCAACUUGUUUUUGUUUUGUUUAUCCCACUGUCCUACCAGUAAAUACUUGGGGGAAUAUGUAGGGUUAUAUGAAGAUGUGCAAUUGUUUGUUGGCUGUCUCCCUUUCCCACAGCCAGGUGUCGCUCUAGCCGACAUGAGGCUUCUCAAAGCUGUCUGUUGGGUCAUGUCCCCGUAGUUCAUGAAUAUUGCGAUUUAAAACAUUCACAGAUACAAAAAGCAGCUACGUCCAUCUGAUUAAGACAUCCAAAAAAAAAACUUUUAAUACUUUUCUACAUAUAUCUUUUCUUUAUGCUAUUAAAUUGUUUGAUUUCUUAUAUACAUAGUGUACAAAUGUGGAGGAAAUUAGUUGUCUGUUUUGGAGAAAACAUUAAAGUGCAAAAAUGUUGCAAAUGUU
This is a messenger RNA of Sardina pilchardus (European sardine), 4961 nucleotides long. It is a transcript of the gene arih1, whose product is annotated as ariadne ubiquitin-conjugating enzyme E2 binding protein homolog 1 (Drosophila). Gene Ontology annotation, biological process: ubiquitin-dependent protein catabolic process; protein polyubiquitination; positive regulation of proteasomal ubiquitin-dependent protein catabolic process. Gene Ontology annotation, cellular component: cytoplasm; nucleus; ubiquitin ligase complex. The transcript is spliced from 14 exons. Gene Ontology annotation, molecular function: zinc ion binding; ubiquitin protein ligase activity; ubiquitin conjugating enzyme binding. Bases 211 to 1794 code for a protein of 527 amino acids. The record is from RefSeq and is a predicted model, not a curated record. Lineage: Eukaryota; Metazoa; Chordata; Actinopteri; Clupeiformes; Clupeidae.